Malaya genurostris is the source of this 1480-nucleotide messenger RNA. Its product is annotated as interleukin enhancer-binding factor 2 homolog. The record is from RefSeq and is a predicted model, not a curated record. The coding region runs from base 165 to 1358 and encodes 397 amino acids. The transcript has 2 exons. Lineage: Eukaryota; Metazoa; Arthropoda; Insecta; Diptera; Culicidae.
UUGUUUUGUGUGAGUUCGACUCUGUAUAAACCGGCGUUCAGCCAUGUUUUAGUUUACGAUCCGUCACAGAUUUUCAUUGCAGUAAGACGAGAAAUAAAAAGUUGCUCACUGGCUUUAACAUAAUAAUAACAGUUUUUUCAUAGCUUUAUCCGGUUUGCUUCACUAUGGUUCGCACCGGAAUGAUACGUGGUCGUGGGGGCAUGGGAAUGGGUAUGCGCGGAAUGCGUGGUGCACCCUAUCUAAACAAGAAAAGUUUCCUACCGCGACAUCCGUUUGAUUUAACUCUAGCCGAAAUGGCUUUCGAGAGAGUCACGCCUGCCGCCGAUGAUAGUGUGCUGACAAAUGCUUUAUUAAAGCGCAGCCAAGAUCUGACCCCGACCCCGCAGGAACAAACAGCAAUAUCAAAUCUCGUUACUAAGGUGCAAGCCGUUCUUGACAACCUGGUUGUAGCCCCGGGUGACUUCAAUAAAUGCCAACUGGACGAAGUUCGUCAGGUAGGUUCGUUCAAGAAAGGAACCAUGAUGGCCGGUCACAAUGUGGCCGAUAUUGUUAUUAUUCUGAAGACUCUGCCCACCAAAGACGUUGCCGAGGUGCUCGGUAAAAAAGUCGAGGAGGACAUACAGAAAUCGAUGAAAACUGAGGUUGUUCCAAAAGCAGAGGCAAUUUCGUUGGAGUACAACGAGAAAGGUUUUGAAAUAUCAAAUGCACUAGCAAAGGUGCGUUGUUUGAUUGCAACCUUGCCGCAGAAUAUUCGCAAACUAGACUCGGAGAAACAUCUGGACUUCAAGGUGGUUCAAAGUCAUCUAGCAUCCAUACGACACGCCCGUUGGUUCGAAGAAAAUGCGCACCAUUCCAGCAUUAAGGUAUUGAUUCGGAUCCUAAAGGAUCUCGCAUCCCGUUUCGAUGGGUUUGCACCGUUGAAUCCCUGGAUCUGUGAUCUGUUGGCCCACUCAGCCAUUAUGAACAAUCCCAGUCGUCAGGCUUUGCCGGUUAAUAUGGCCUUCCGGCGGAUAUUUCAGCUGCUAGCAUCCGGUCUGUUCGUUCCCGGCUCGGCUGGCAUCACAGAUCCGUGCGAAGUUGGUCACAUCCGGGUACACACUUCGAUGAGUCUAAUCCAGCAAGAUGAGUGCUGCAUGACCGCGCAAACUUUGGUGCGCGUUUUGGCACAUGGUGGCUACAAGCAUAUUCUCGGAUUCGUUGAAAAUACUACCGUGGCAAAAGAGAUGUCGGUAUGGGACGGUGUGGUAGUGUCACCGAUGGAACCCGCUUAUGAGAAACCAUCCGAGAAGAAAGAUGAAGAAGAAGAGGACAUGGAGUGUGUCGAGGAGUCCGCUAUGGAGGAUGACAAUGGCGAAUAGAGAUUACCGACCAAUAACUUCUAUGUGGAAUAAAUAACAAUUGUGGAAUUCGGUUUUUCUUCGAGCAAUUUAAAUCCCUCAUAUACUUCGGAAAUACAAAACUAGAUAUUGUGUGAACUAAA